Molecule: messenger RNA, 369 nt
Organism: Opisthorchis viverrini
Lineage: Eukaryota; Metazoa; Platyhelminthes; Trematoda; Opisthorchiida; Opisthorchiidae
Exons: 3
Coding region: 1-369 (122 amino acids)
Source: RefSeq, a predicted model, not a curated record
AUGCGACCCUCGAGAAGUCUACUGGAUAUUGGAAGAUGUUACGCACCCUUUCGGUGCCUAGCUGCCAGGCCACACAGAGGCACGAGGGCUGGGAUACUUCCAGGUUGCCCAAGCCUAGACACGGGAAGUCGAGAGGCAGAGGUCGAGGUCGAAUCACGGACCUUCCAGUCAGUAAAUUUGCGCUCUAAUCACUUGAUCCAUCUCGCCCCCACGUUUGAGCAACCUGGCAGUAUCCCAGCCCUCAUUCUUCCUUCGGAUAGCAAGGCAGCUACGCACCGAAAGGAUGCUACAGCUGAGCGAGUAUAUUUUUUAUUAAGUGUGAUAAAACCAAAGAUAUCUCCUAUCGGAGCCUUUGCUGGAAUAGGAUAG